ACUAACUGAACCAAGCUGGGAAGCCACCCAUUCGAUGACGUCACGAGGCUCUGACAAGCUGGUGGUGCCGGAAGAAAAGAUGGCGGAUCAUGAGGAGCAGCUAUCCGACGAGGAAAAGGUACGCAUAGCAGCUAACUUCGUCAUCCACGCCCCACCAGGAGAGUUCAACGAAGUUUUCAAUGAUGUGCGAUUGCUGCUCAACAAUGACAAUCUUCUCAGGGAAGGUGCAGCUCAUGCAUUUGCACAGUACAACUUGGACCAGUUUACCCCAGUGAAAAUCGAGGGCUACGAAGAACAGGUCUUAAUCACAGAGCAUGGUGACCUUGGAAAUGGCCGGGUCCUGGACCCCAAGAACAAGAUCUCCUUCAAGUUCGACCACCUGAGGAAGGAGGCCAGCGACCCGCGGCCUCAUGACGUCGACGGCUCCCUGGAGGGCUGGAGGAGCGCCGUGGACUCAGCCGUCAGGGCCUACGUCAAGGAGCACUAUCCCAGCGGAGUCUGCACCAUUUACGGGAAAACCAUCGAUGGACAUCAAACCAUCAUCGUGUGCAUCGAGUGCCAUCAGUUUCAACCAAAAAACUUCUGGAAUGGACGCUGGAGGUCAGAAUGGAAAUUUACCAUCUCCCCCUCCACCACUCAAGUGGCAGGAAUCAUGAAAAUCCAGGUUCAUUACUAUGAGGAUGGAAAUGUUCAGCUGGUGAGCCACAAAGAGGUCCAGGAGUCCAUGUCAAUUUCUAACGAGGCUUCAACUGCAAAGGAGUUUGUUAAGAUCAUGGAGGCUGCAGAGAACGACUAUCAGACGGCCAUCAAUGAGAAUUACCAGACCAUGUCGGACACUACCUUCAAAGCCUUACGCCGCCAGCUUCCUGUGACACGCACCAAGAUCGACUGGAACAAGAUCCUGAGCUACAAGAUCGGCAAGGAGAUGCAGAACGCUUAAAAACAACGGAGAAGAUAACAGACAACUCCCACCCCCACCCACCCACCCCACCCCAAACCCACCCCACCCCCUCCCCUCCCAAACAACGUUGCAUGACUGGAUAGUUGUAUCGUCUUUGUACAAAAAUUAGAGAAACAGGGGCAAAGAAAGGUUUGGUCUCAUAGUCAGAUGUCACCUUACACAUUGGAUGUCUCCUUUUAUCGAUGUUAUUUUGUUUUUAUACAGACACAGUUAACUCCACUGUAUAUUGAAUCUAUGAUGAUAAUCGUAUUUGGGAAACUAUAACUUGAGUAAAGAUUACAAGACAUAGGAAAGGGGGCGGACACUUGUAUGCAAAAAACACCCUUAUAAAGUACAAUAUCACGUGUGCAAUAUUUAUUGUGUCAGUGAGACCAUACCUUUUAUUUGACCUGCUAAAAAACGGUUUAAAUUUGCAAUGAUGGUGAAACAAAUGAUUUCUGGGAGAAUUUUGUCUGCAAUUUACUAAAGAGCUCAGAUAUUAUGGCUGAAAAGAAUGACUCCCUUCACUUCACGGUUAAUGUCCCAUACGGUCAACGAAAAAAGAAGAAGAAAAAAAAAGAAAGGUUCUUUGUGUUCAUUGACUGGUAACUUUGGCACAAGCAGUCAACCACUGUCAGCCACUCAAUGUUCUUGUUCCUUCAUUUUGGUACUCCCCUCACCGUUUGUCCUGUAUGUGAGAUCUCAAGCUCGCAGUGCUCCUGGCUAAAUUGCCUUCUUGACUUGACAUCCUCUGAACUCUCACUCAGCGCAGGGAGUUCUGUGACCACCUAACAAGCUUAAUUAACAAAAGUCAUCAAUCGCUAAGUAAUGUGCAUAAUGUCCAAUUUACAAUAAAAACAAAAAGUAUCACUUUCUCCUUCAGUGCUUAUUUUUAUUAAAAAAAAAAAAACAGAACCUGACUGUAUUAUAUAAUAACAAGGCACAUUGUAAUAUAUACCUGUAUGAAACAUCCUGUCUGUCAGUUUGGUGAUUUAUUUCCAUGAGAGUAAUUGUAAUUCAGUCACAAUUAUGUUGGAUUAAAUGACAAAUUUUCUA
Seriola aureovittata is the source of this 1996-nucleotide messenger RNA. RefSeq names its product F-actin-capping protein subunit alpha-2. The record is from RefSeq and is a predicted model, not a curated record. The coding region runs from base 35 to 940 and encodes 301 amino acids. Gene Ontology annotation, cellular component: F-actin capping protein complex; actin cortical patch. Gene Ontology annotation, molecular function: actin filament binding. The transcript is spliced from 10 exons. NCBI's taxonomy places the organism in Eukaryota, Metazoa, Chordata, Actinopteri, Carangiformes, Carangidae. Gene Ontology annotation, biological process: barbed-end actin filament capping; actin cytoskeleton organization.